Messenger RNA from Histoplasma capsulatum G186AR, 4485 nucleotides. RefSeq names its product GTP-Rho binding exocyst subunit SEC3. Bases 1 to 4485 code for a protein of 1494 amino acids. Gene Ontology annotation, molecular function: phosphatidylinositol-4,5-bisphosphate binding. NCBI's taxonomy places the organism in Eukaryota, Fungi, Ascomycota, Eurotiomycetes, Onygenales, Ajellomycetaceae. The record is from RefSeq and is a predicted model, not a curated record. Gene Ontology annotation, biological process: exocytosis; Golgi to plasma membrane transport. Gene Ontology annotation, cellular component: plasma membrane; exocyst. The transcript is spliced from 5 exons.
AUGAACAGCCGCGAUCGCCCUCGGGGGCUGCCUUCAAAUGUCUCACCCACCAGGGAACGACGUCCCAUGGCGGGUGUGCGCAACGGUAGCAACACAAACCCCGCGCCGACGGGGAUGUCGAGAGCAGAGAGGUUCGACGAUGAGAAGCGCCGGCUCAUCCAAUGCUGCUUUGGCAAGCAGGAUGUGGAUGGUUCAGGUGGGUUACCUUAUAUCGGGAUUGAUCGCCGAAUACUUGUGGUUAUGCAACGCAUUGGCAGCAUUUGUAACGGAAGCAAACAUUUAACGGAUAAUGCCUAUGGGACCUAUCUGAAAGACACCGCGCUUCCGGAGAAAAUUUUCACUUUCUAUUGGAUUCUCGAGUCCUAUAUUACGCAUAUUCGAAUUACUGAGGAUGCAGCGUAUCCCUCAACACCUGCCCCGCCGAGCUCACCCCCUGAAAACAAAAAGCCUCGUUUGAUAAUCGUUUCGGUGAGAAAGUCUGGGAGGGUUCGCAUGCAUAAGGCAAGAGAGAAUAAUGACGGCACAUUUUCAAUCGGCAAAACAUGGCUGUUGGACGAUUUAUCCCAUAUCCAGAUUUACGAACAUAUGCCUGCGUCAAGCAAUUCUGAGCAACAACAGAAAAUAUGGGCAUCGAAUGUUGGAUUUGUGGUGACUGUAUCCAAACCUUACUAUUGGCAGGCUGCAACUCCAAAGGAGAGGGACUUCUUUAUUGGUAGUUUGGUAAAGAUCUAUAAAAAGUACACUGGUGGUAGGGUACCAGAGCUCCUUGGUUUCGACUCUCGCGAUCGAGAUACAAUUACCGGUACUGUGGCUCCUGGCGCGCAAAAUGGUCCUUCCCCAGGAUCGCGUGGUCUCCCCUUAGACCGUCCAGAUGGUUCUGGGCCACAGGCCAGGCCCGCGCAAAAUCAAUCCAACACGCCUCAACCACUGUAUCCUACCAAUCAUUUUCCAAGUCGUGAUGGAGCAAGAGAACCAAGAAUACAGACAUCUCAGGAACAGUUCCUGCACGCUCCGCCGGGGCAGGAUGAAGGGCAAAGCCCGCACUCUGAAUUCGCCUCAUCUAAAACGCCCCAGCAAGAAGGGUUUCGUGGUGAUUUAUCUUCGAAUCCAACCGCAAGCAGUACCCUCAAUUCGCACACCCCGACGCCAUUUCAGGCGGCCCAGUCCCCGCGAGCCCGGCCACCUGGUAUAUCUCCAGCACCCAAUCCUUUAUCAAGUUCUACGGGAAACCAAGCUAGAUCACAGUUUGUCAACGAAAAUGGCAUUCGUCCGGCACGAACGCCAGCUCCGAGUGAUAACGUUCGAUCAAUUGAAAAUACUCGUAAAAGUAAACCAACUCCGUUGGGUGCUUUUGAGCAUUCUGCUCCUGCCACGUUGCAACGUCCUCCAACGUCCAAAGGUAGCUCUGAGGAACAAGGGAUUAAGAGUAAGACGGAGGGUCGGUUCAUCGCUCCUUUCACUCCAGAAAAUCACCGAAACCUUGACGCCCGCUCUCUUUCUAGAGGGAGCGAGAAAUCCCUAGGCACCUCGGAGUCUGCGAGCGCGCAACGACAGGUUCCAAUGCUGCGAAGAUCAGGUUCUGGAGACUUUAGUAUCAAUACCAAAUCUGAUACUCGCACGGUAAACGAACCUGAAGAAGUUGUUAAAAAAUCCUCACCUGACGCCAGGGAAAGUCCUAUUGUGCGCGAAAUAUCCGAUAUACCUAGAAAGCUCUCAUCGUCCACCACGCCUAUUUCUCUCGCUGAAUCACUUGAGAAGCCUCUAACGGAAGAAAAAGGAGAGACACAUCGUCCAGGACUUGGUCCAAUGGUGAAAAAGAAGCCUGCCGAACUCGCGUCUACUCUGCGAAAAGCAGCUACCGCUUAUAGCGCUUUCAAACCUAGACCUGGGGGUGCGGCAGAUAGAUUACUGGCCAGCAAAGGGAAGAGUGGGGAGGAACCAGAUGGUAUUACUGGCGUGAUUCCAGCGCCCCAAUCCAGGACCAUGACCGAUGAUUCCGUUAAAACUACUGUUCCUCCUUGGACAGAACCAUCUACGAAGGAUACGCAGUCUAUUGUUCCUCCAACAGAAAUUUCGAAGGCUGAAGAAGUGGCUAAUGUCCAGGUUACGGAGACUGCACUCCAGCCUCAGCCAUCCAAAGGGAUUUCGACUCCUAUAGCUAGUCCACCGGAAAUUGCCUCCUCGAAAGUGUCACCGUCACAAGCAGAACGUCGGCGUCCGCGCCGUGAGGAUAAUACGGCAAAUUAUUGUACGGCGCUCGCAAUCGACCCAAGCCUUUUGGAGGGUAGGGGAGCUUCCUUCGAUGAUAUAUUAAGUGACAUAGGAUGGCAUGGGAAACUGAGUGAGGACAAACGGGUUGAUGAUCUUGAGGCAGAUGUCCGGCGCGAGAUAGGACGGGUGCAAGCAAGUAGUUGGCUAGGACAUCUUGAACAGCAAGAAGGCAAGACCCUAGUGGAUGAUGUUGCUUAUAUCGAAGCACAAUCUCAAGGGUUACAGGUCCAAACUGCGAAUCAAAAACUUCUCCAAAAUGAACUACAAAAUCUCCUCAAAACCAUUUCCAUCUCUUCCGUUGACCUCCGACCUCUCCGAGAAGCAUCCCUUAGCAGCACAGACGGUGUCGAAGAAGCCGAGUCUUCCCUUGCCAUCCUAUACAAAGCAAUGGUGAUGAUUGAUCCUGACAUUAGAAUAAAUAAGAGGCGACUAGCUGAUGCUGCUGGCGACCGUGGUGCAAUUGGAAUCUACGCAGAUGCGGAAGUUGGCCAGAUGCGCGCGGUGAAGGAGAAAAAGGGGGAAUACCGUGACGAAGCCCAGCUUUUCCUCCAACGUUUAAAGCAGUACAUGGGGCUUUCUUUCAAAAUUGCGGAGCAAAAAGCGAUGGAUUUAAUUUCAAGCUCUAAAUCAGGAAAAAUUUUCUUGGGUGCUCAUGAUACUGCCCGACAAGAACUUUGGAUGUAUAACGCUUUCAUGCUUUUCGCUCGUGAGGUCAGCACGGCGGAUUGGACUGCCAUUACCACGCAAUAUGAACAACAGAUGAAGAAAACAUAUCAGAACGAGUUCAGGGAUAAUAUUAUGGCCUGGAAACGCGAAGGGCGGAAGCCUUCAGGUGACGACCAAGAGCUGCUAUUCACACAUCAUGACAAGGAACGUGAUGGAGAGGGUAUCACCACCGCUGCCCGGAAGCUGACCGUGAGGCGAGGCAAAACGGUUCGUGUCGCGGGCACCUCGCGAAUGCCCGUAACGGACAAAUCUGAUGGAAAGAUUGAGGCUUAUGAAGUUUUCGGCGGUUCAUUAGAAGAUACAACGAAACUAAUUGCUGCGGAGCAAAAUUUCGUGGUGAAAUUCUUUCAUAUGACGUCACUCUCAAGCAUUGAAUUCCAGGAUUUGAUUUUAACUGCUCGGCCAGCGGACCGAAGAUUACCCAACCUGAACAUCAACGAGUUUUAUGACCCAGAUCGCGAGAUGGCCAAGAAGGUGGAGCAGAUUAUGGAAGAAAUAUUUUCUUCUUGGAUCACUGAUAUACAGAAUCUAGCGGAGUGGUCCAUUAGAACAGACCCAUUGCAAGGAGUUGGCAUCCUGUUGGCUCUGGAGAGGAAAUUGUCAACCUUUGAUGAAACCAGCCAGGAGUUCAUUGCUCACAGUCUCCAGAAAAUUCAUUCUCGUUUAAUGGGACUUUUCAAUCAGUUCGUCGACGAACAAAUCCGGGCCAUUGAAGAAACAAAAGUCAUGGUGAACAAGCGGAAAGGAGUUAUCUCAUUCAUGAGAAUUUUCCCAAAUUUCUCUGCAUCGAUCGAAAGUAUGCUCCCAUUAGCCUCACAAGAGAGCUUUGAUAUACGUUCCUGUGUGAACGAUGCCUAUGAAAGAAUCAACCGUGCCAUGUGGGAUAGUUUGAAGUUUAUUGCCAAAGAGGGACCUGGCCAGCAACAUGUUGCGUCCGGAGGCGGUCAAGACCCAGAAGACAAAGAAGCACUGAAUUAUCAUAUCCUCUUGAUUGAGAAUAUGAACAACUACAUUGAAGAAGUUGACUGUCGCGAUAACAUGAUUCUCGCUGAGUGGAAAGAUCGAGCUGCGCAUGAUCUGCACGAACACUUGCGGUUGUAUAUAGAUGCCGUGAUCCGCCGGCCCCUUGGUAAAAUGCUUGACUUUAUCGAGUCUACGGAAUCCCUCCUCCAGACAGCUGCGACGCCGACCGAUAUCGCCCUCCGUGCCAGCCAUUCACGGAUUUUUGCGAAGAAACUUCUCACCUCGUACGAUGCGAAGGAACUGCGACGCGGUAUCGAUGCUCUGAAAAAGCGUAUUGAAAAACAUUUUGGAGAUGUAGAUGAUUCAGGCGUUUCACGCAGUUUAGUGGCAAAGGUGUUGAAAGAAUGCGAGACGCAGUAUUCAGAACUACAUGAUCGUAUGAGACAUAUAAUUGAUCUGGUUUAUGAGGGGCAGAUGGAAUUGGAGUGGCGGAAAGAGGAGGCUAUAACCAUGUUCAAGCGAUGA